Molecule: messenger RNA, 962 nt
Organism: Chroicocephalus ridibundus (black-headed gull)
Lineage: Eukaryota; Metazoa; Chordata; Aves; Charadriiformes; Laridae
Gene: ECRG4
Product: ECRG4 augurin precursor
Exons: 5
Coding region: 289-744 (151 amino acids)
Biological process (GO): G1 to G0 transition; cellular senescence; central nervous system development
Source: RefSeq, a predicted model, not a curated record
AGAAACGUGAUUCUCCACACUCGAUCCGGACGCGAGCAGUCCGAGGGGCUGGGAUUCAGGAGAGGCAGAAUAAACGCGCCUUUCACGCCCGGCAUCCCCGACAGUCCUCGUGGCUCCCGCGCUCACAACCUUGGUCGCUUCUUGCCCUGCUUGCAGAAGGCAAGACAUGCCGAAAUAAAGAGAAACUUGUUCUGCUGGCAGGAAAGGUCAUUUCUUCCGGCCAGGCAUUUGGGAAGGAGACAGGAAGCAUAUUAUUUUAAAGGUGGGUCUCCCGCCGCCGCCGCCGCCAUGCCGCCGCCGUGCCCCCGCGGGGCCCUGCCCGGAGCCGCCUUCCUCCUCCUCCUCCUCCUCCUCCCGCUGCUCUGCGCGGCCCCCGAUAUUUCAAGGGGAAAUAAGCUGAAACUGAUGCUUCAGAAGCGAGAAGCCCCUGUUGCCACGGAGCCUGAGGUGUUGGUGAAAGAAGCGGUGGCCAAGGAGUUCCUAAGCAGCCUGAGACGCCAGAGGCGGCAGCUGUGGGACCGGAGCCAGCCCGACGUGCAGCAGUGGUACCAGCAGUUCCUGUACCUGGGGUUCGACGAGGCGAAAUUUGAAGAUGACAUCUCCUACUGGACAAGCUUAGGGCGGGCUCGUAAUGAAUACUACGGUGGACACUACCAACACCACUACGAUGAAGAUUCACCAAUUGGCCCGCGAAAUCCGCACACCUUCAGGCACGGGGCAAGCGUCAACUAUGAUGAUUACUAAUGCCAUUUUCCUACUCGAGCUGGUGCCUCUAGGGCUGCGCUGGGGGCGGCUGAGUCCUCCCUCGGUCAGAAUGACCCUGCUUCCCUCCUAUUCCUGUAAAACGGCAAGAGUAAAGGAACUGCCAGACUUCAAAGAAAGCAACAUGACUUUUUUUUCAAUUAUCGUUACUUAGUAGUACGUUAUAUAUGAAGCGUUAUAGAAAUAAAGCUUUUUUGAUA